This is a messenger RNA of Osmerus eperlanus (European smelt), 1775 nucleotides long. RefSeq names its product calcium homeostasis modulator family member 2, tandem duplicate 1 (gene calhm2.1). The transcript has 3 exons. The record is from RefSeq and is a predicted model, not a curated record. Gene Ontology annotation, cellular component: plasma membrane. Bases 219 to 1178 code for a protein of 319 amino acids. Lineage: Eukaryota; Metazoa; Chordata; Actinopteri; Osmeriformes; Osmeridae. Gene Ontology annotation, molecular function: monoatomic cation channel activity.
UCAAAACUUUGAACCUUUCCUGAAAACAGUGAAGCGAAUACCACCCUCCUUCCUGUUCUUACAAAAGGUUUUGGUCACAGAAUUUCUGCCAUACUGUCUAGUCUCAGAAGUUUUAUUGGGCUUCCUACUGGUUAUGGAACACUGACUACUCGGCGUUCAAGAUACAGGAAAAUAAACCCUGCUUCUCCAGUAUAAGUAUUCACUAACAGAGGUCCACGAUGGCUGCUCUCGUCACAGAGAAUUUCAAGUUUGUCUCCCUCUUCUUCAAGAGCAAAGAUGUGAUGAUCUUCAAUGGUUUGAUCGCCCUGGGCACCGUGGCCAGCCAGACCAUGUACAACAUCUUUGCUUUCAGCUGCCCAUGCUCUUCUGGGCGUAACUACCGCUACGGCCUGGCAGCGCUCGGGGUGCCCGCCCUUGCGUUCUUCCUCAUUGGCAUGAUGAUAAACAAGAGCAUGUGGGACCUGGUGUCUGAGUGCAGGCUCAGAAGGUGCGGGAAGCUGUCGGGGGCGGCGGUCUUUGCACUUUUUGGAUCUGUCAUCGGGCGUGCGGCGGUGGCCCCGGUGACGUGGGUGGUGAUCUCUCUUCUCAGGGGGGAGGGUUACGUCUGCGCCCUCAGUGAGUUUAUUGACCCCACGACCUUGGAGGGAUUCCCGUCAGGACAGGCGCCAGAGGUCAUAGCCAAGUUCCCUUGUGAGGGGAGUGUCCCUCCAGAACUACAACACUUCCGGAGUGAAAUAGAGCGUAGGCUGCGGUAUGAGUCUCAGUUGUUAGGCUGGCUGCUGGUGGCAGCCAUGGCGCUGGCUGUGUUCGGGAUGCUUUGCGUGAAGCGCUGCUGCUCUCCCCUGGGCUACCAGCAGGAGGCCUACUGGUCCCAGUUUCGCUCUUGUGAGAACGACCUCUUCCAGCGCACGGCCCAGGCGCACGCCCUCCUCCACGCCUCCCAGAGCGUGAAGAGCUUCUUUGGCUUUGUGGCGCUGGAGAAGAACGAGAAGGAGCUGCUCCUGGAGAACCAGGCCGCCAACCCUGUCUCUAGUACGGAGUGGAACAGAGUGACUGGAGUCUAUCUGUACAGAGAGAAGAAUGGGUUGCCUCUUUAUAGCAGACUGAACAAGUGGGCUCAAUAUAAUGUGGAGGACAACACUGAGGAGAUGGACAAAGAGAUGGACACCCUCAGUUGACUGUCAAUGGACAGUCCAGUGUUCGUGAACACUGGCGAUAGGGAACCAUGUGGUGUGGUGGCUUUGGUUCCAGUCCAGUGCUAACACUAUUGAUAAUUAGGCUUUGCCGAUGGGUAUUUGUGUUAGCUAACAGUGGACUGAAACUGAAGCUCACACUCCUUGAGAAUUCAGUAUACUUGCUGUUUAUUUAGGUAUUCUAAACAUGUCCUCAUGAAUUUACAUUUAGUUAUUUAGCAGAUGCUCUUAUCCAGAGGGACUUACAGUAAGUACAGGGACAUUCUCCCCAAGGCAGGUAGGGUGAAGUGCCUUGCACAAGGACACAACGUCAUUCGGCAUAGGCGGGAAUCGAACCUGUAACCUUCAGAUUACUAGCCCGACUCCCUAACCGCUAAGCCACCUGACUCCCUCAUGCAUGUAUAGUAAAAGAUUCCACUGGAUCUAUACCGCUCAGGAGUAAUUUAGUAUGCAUUAUGAGUGUUUAUACAUUGUCUUGUUUACACGUAUUCUCUGCUCUUUCUAUCUGUCCCAGAGUUUUCAUCCAACAUAAGGUGAAAUAAUUAUUUAAGAAAUAAAAAUAUGAUACAGUCUGCAUGGAAC